AUGCGUGCCGCAGCUUCUUCCUUUUGCCUCCUUGUACCUCUGGAAGCAACAUGGGUCACCAGCAGCUCUACUGGAGCCACCCGAGGAAAUUCGGCCAGGGCUCUCGCUCUUGCCGCGUCUGCUCAAACCGGCACGGUCUGAUCCGGAAGUACGGGCUGAACAUGUGCCGCCAGUGUUUCCGUCAGUACGCCAAGGACAUCGGCUUCAUCAAGUUGGACUAAGUGAUCUUUCUUCGAUGGAUUAUCCAGGACGUACCCUCAAUGAAAGAGACCAUGCAUACUCUUUGUACAUAAAAUAAAAAAUUUAAAAGCUUCCA
This is a messenger RNA of Chinchilla lanigera (long-tailed chinchilla), 316 nucleotides long. It is a transcript of the gene Rps29, whose product is annotated as ribosomal protein S29. The record is from RefSeq and is a predicted model, not a curated record. Bases 51 to 221 code for a protein of 56 amino acids. Gene Ontology annotation, cellular component: cytosolic small ribosomal subunit; ribosome. Gene Ontology annotation, molecular function: zinc ion binding; structural constituent of ribosome. Lineage: Eukaryota; Metazoa; Chordata; Mammalia; Rodentia; Chinchillidae. Gene Ontology annotation, biological process: translation. The transcript is spliced from 3 exons.